Molecule: messenger RNA, 1462 nt
Organism: Lactuca saligna
Lineage: Eukaryota; Viridiplantae; Streptophyta; Magnoliopsida; Asterales; Asteraceae
Source: the annotation of a GenBank genome assembly
AUGAAGAUCACUGUAAUGACGGCCGAUGAACAAAUUAUUACUUUGGAAGUGGAUCGCGACGAAUCCGUGGAAAAUUUGAAAGCCCUGCUUGAAAUUGAGUCUCAAGUACCACUUCAGCAACAACAGUUGCUGUACAAUGGAAAAGAGAUGGGGAAUUCCGAGACACUGAGUCGUUUGGGUGUUACAGAUGGUGAUCUAGUGAUGAUGGUUUCCAGUCCUUCUUCUUCUUCUUCCGCAAGGGGUUCUAGCAAUGAAGUUAGGUUAAAUCCCGAUGGAUCUGCAGCAGAUGCAGCUGCAUUUCAGCAGCAAGUGAGGAAUAAUUCGAAUUUGAUGGCCCAAUUGUUUCAGAGUGAUCCUGAGUUGGCACAAGCUGUUCUUGGGAAUGACCUGAAUAAGUUGCAGGACAUUUUAAGGAUGAGACAUCGUCAGAGAUCUGAGUUGCGUAGGCAACAGGAGGAAGAGAUGGAGCUACUUUAUGCAGACCCUUUUGAUGUGGAAGCACAAAAGAAAAUUGAAGCUGCAAUCCGCCAGAAAGGUAUUGAUGAGAAUUGGGCUGCUGCACUAGAACACAACCCUGAAGCUUUUGCAAAAGUGGUUAUGUUGUAUGUUGACAUGGAAGUUAAUGGCAUUCCCAUGAAGGCUUUUGUUGAUAGUGGAGCACAGUCAACUAUAAUAUCAAAAAGCUGUGCAGAGCGUUUGGGAUUGCUUAGGCUUUUAGACAACCGUUACAAGGGCAUUGCUCAAGGAGUUGGUCAGUCGGAGAUCCUUGGUCGGAUUCAUGUUGCACCGAUCAAAAUUGGGAACAUCUUCUAUCCAUGUUCCUUUUUGGUGUUGGAUUCUCCCAACAUGGAAUUCCUGUUUGGAUUGGAUAUGCUGCGAAAGCAUCAAUGCAUUAUUGAUUUAAAAGACAAUGUCUUGAGAGUUGGUGGAGGCGAGGUUUCUGUGCCCUUUUUGCAAGAAAAGGACAUCCCGAAUCGCUACUUGGAUGAGGAAAGACAAUUGAAGGAAGCCUCUAGCUCCGGAGAUACAUCCGGAUCACAACCUGCAGGACCUGCCAGCAGCGGGCCAGCACAUGGAGCUGAAUUUGAAGCCAAAAUUGUGAAGCUUGUUGAGUUGGGGUUUGAUAGAAAUUCAGUCAUACAAGCUCUGAAGCUAUUCAAUGGAAAUGAAGAACAAGCAGCUGGUUAUCUUUUUGGAGGCUAAACAUCAUAUCAGUUGUUCCAAAAUUUCAAGCUAAUUAUGAGAUUACAAAUUUUCUUUUGAGAUGUGUACUUUGUAACAUUAAAUUCUUGUUUUUCCUACUUUGAAAUCUGUACUUUAUAACAUUGAUUGAUUUUGCUGGUCAAUGGCCAAGCUUGACAACAGUUUGAGUUUUAUAGACAUUAAAUUUAGGUGCAUAGCUAUCAGCUGCUCUGAUGAUGAUGAUAUCUUUCUUGUGAAUGUUUCCUAAUGAAAUUCGGCC